Limulus polyphemus (Atlantic horseshoe crab) is the source of this 1993-nucleotide messenger RNA. It is a transcript of the gene Argl, whose product is annotated as argininosuccinate lyase-like. Bases 207 to 1604 code for a protein of 465 amino acids. The record is from RefSeq and is a predicted model, not a curated record. The transcript has 19 exons. Gene Ontology annotation, molecular function: argininosuccinate lyase activity. Gene Ontology annotation, cellular component: cytosol. Lineage: Eukaryota; Metazoa; Arthropoda; Merostomata; Xiphosura; Limulidae.
UAAUCGCACUAUCAUUCACAUUUCAAAAUGCGACGUAACUUAAAUAAUACAAAUGUAGGCUUACCGUACGUUAUUGUCGAACGGCUCUUAGCAUGACUGAAAUACCUAAUUUUCAUUCCUGUAAGCAGAUAGGGUUAAUCACCCUUUGCAAAGAUCGUCCAAAGAAUUCAGUUACCCAAAGGUUGUUUAAAUAUUGAAACUACACCAUGGCGUCUUGUGAUAAGAACCAAGAAUCAAAGUUGUGGGGAGGUCGAUUUUCUGGAAAAAUUGAUCCCAUCAUGGAAAAAUUCAAUUCUUCCAUUGAAUUUGAUAAAAGGCUCUGGAAUGUAGAUAUAAAGGGAAGUGUUGCCUAUGCUAAAGCUCUAGAAAUGGCAGGACUGAUAAGUAGAGAAGAAAGACAAAUGAUUUGUGAUGGAUUAGAUCAAGUAAGAAAAGAAUGGGUGAAUGAUGAAUUUGAAAUUAAACAAGGAGAUGAAGAUAUUCACACAGCCAACGAGAGAAGGCUUAAGGAACUGAUUGGUCCUGUUCCUGGUGGUAAGCUGCACACUGGACGGAGCAGAAAUGAUCAGGUCGCUACGGACAUGAGGCUGUGGCAGCGAGAAGAAAUUCGUGCUUUGAGAUGUUUGAUGCUAAACCUGAUUCGAGUCUUUGUCGAGCGAGCUGAAAAGGAAAUUGAUGUUUUAUUGCCAGGCUACACUCACCUCCAAAGAGCUCAGCCUAUCAGAUGGAGCCAUUGGUUACUAAGCUAUGCAUGGUACCUAAAACAAGAUGUUGAUCGACUGGAUAACUUGGCAUCUAGAAACAAUAUUCUUCCUCUUGGAAGUGGUGCUUUAGCUGGAAACCCCUUUAAUAUUGACAGAGAUUUUUUAGCCCGAGAGCUCGAAUUUUCUGAAUGUAGCCAGAACAGUUUGCAAGGAGUCAGUGAUCGAGACUUUGUAGCCGAGUUUCUCUUUUGGGCAACUCUAACUUCUGUACACUUAAGCCGAUUAGCAGAAGACCUUAUUCUUUACAGUACUAGCGAAUUUGGAUUUGUUUCUUUAGCCGAUGCCUAUAGUACCGGAAGCAGUCUAAUGCCACAGAAGAAGAAUCCAGAUAGCUUGGAACUGAUUCGAGGAAAAGCUGGAAGGUUGCUGGGCCAUUGUACAGGAUUUCUGGCUGUACUGAAGGGUAUACCGAGCACCUACAAUAAAGACAUACAGGAAGAUAAAGAAGCGGUGUUCGACACCUGUGAUACCUUAAAAGGUGUGCUACAAAUAGCUACAGGUGUUUUGUCUACUCUUACACUCCAUUCUAAGGCUUGUAUCAAAGCUCUAACUCCAGAUAUGCUGGCUACUGAUGUUGCUUAUUAUCUAGUUAAGAAAGGAAUGCCAUUUCGAGAAGCUCACAGCAUGGCUGGAAAGGUUGUAGUACUCUCUGAAGAAAAACACUGCACUCUUCAAGACUUAAGUCUUGAUGACCUUCGAGGAAUUUCUGAAUUGUUCACUCGGGACGUGACCUGCCUGUGGGACUACAACCACAGUGUUGAACAGUACCAAACACAGGGAGGAACCAGCAAAUCUAGUGUUGAAGACCAGUUGAAGAAAUUAAGAAUAUGGUUGGAAUAAGUUAAGUACAAACAUUGUUAAAGUAGUAGUUCUCAUUUCCUGGUAACCACCAGUCAGAACUAGAUUAUCUCCAUUUCAUAAUUAGUUUUAAAUGGAACAACUAGGCCUAAUAUUUCUCACAACAACUAGGCCUAUUUUCUUCCACUGGAAAUUACAAUAUAAAUUUCUACUGAGUUUAUACAGUUUCAACAGCAGUGUUACUAACUAUAUGAUAAAGAAAGACCUGUGUGAAACUUUAAGUUAUAUAAUAUACAUAUUGGAUUAACUGUUCUUUAUUUGUUUCUUAACAAUGUUUUUGUAUAAUAGUUAGCAUUAUUAUGUGAUAUGUUGAAAUGUAAUUCAAACUUUCUUACCGUAUAUUAUAGUACUGAAUAAAACUAUCACUAGCA